Messenger RNA from Talaromyces proteolyticus, 852 nucleotides. Its product is annotated as putative O-methyltransferase. The coding region runs from base 1 to 852 and encodes 283 amino acids. Gene Ontology annotation, molecular function: O-methyltransferase activity. The transcript has 3 exons. The record is from RefSeq and is a predicted model, not a curated record. Lineage: Eukaryota; Fungi; Ascomycota; Eurotiomycetes; Eurotiales; Trichocomaceae.
AUGGGCAAGAUCGAUCUUCCGAAAAGAGAAGAUAGUCCUCAUGAUGACUCUCGAGCGACCGAUCUUCUUCAUUACAUAUUCAGUCUCCCAAAUGUAGAAGAGCUUCGGGGACACCCAGACAAGAUCCUUGCCGCCAUCGACGACUACAGCGAGAACUAUAAACUUCUCAUGGUUGUCGGGCAAGAUAAAGGUGGACAUGUAGUGUCGCUCAUUCAGAGAAAUAAGCCAUCCACGAUGGUUGAAGCUGGUGCUUUUGUGGGCUACUCGGCGAUAAUGUUUGGCGACGCUGUUCGCCAAGCAGGAGGCAAGCAAUAUAUCAGCCUUGAAAUCAAUCCCGUUUUCGCUGCGGUUUCUUCGUUAUUGGUAGAAUUAGCAGGGCUAGGUGAUUUUGUGCAGAUCCUGAUUGCUCCCUGCAGUAUCUCGCUCGCGAGAUUCGUCCACGACGAUAUUCUAGUCAAUGGCCACAUUGAUAUGUUGUUUAUCGAUCAUUGGCAAAAGCUUUAUGUCCCGGACCUCUGGGUCGUUGAGCAGCUUGGCCUUUUAAAACCUGGGGUAUCUACUGUUGUGGCCGAUAAUAUUAUCAUACCAGGCGCACCAGAGUAUCUUGAGUGGGUGACAGCCAGUCCAGCAGAGAAGCGAGACAAACUUAAGGCAUUGGAGAGGCCAGAAACGAUCGGUUCUGAAAGGCUUAUUGAACUUAUCAAGAAGAAUGGAUAUCGUUCUGAAGGUGUUAAGCUCGAUAACGUUCUUGGCAACCCAAAUUUGAUAUACGAAACAGAGUGUCACAAGUAUCCAUUACUAGGCAAAGAGGACGCUCUUGCAGUUACAAAAGUAGUUGGUGUAGAGAAGUAG